Messenger RNA from Dichomitus squalens LYAD-421 SS1, 2370 nucleotides. RefSeq lists its product as uncharacterized. Gene Ontology annotation, biological process: DNA-templated transcription; regulation of DNA-templated transcription. The record is from RefSeq and is a predicted model, not a curated record. Gene Ontology annotation, molecular function: zinc ion binding; transcription cis-regulatory region binding; DNA-binding transcription factor activity, RNA polymerase II-specific. Gene Ontology annotation, cellular component: nucleus. Bases 1 to 2370 code for a protein of 789 amino acids. NCBI's taxonomy places the organism in Eukaryota, Fungi, Basidiomycota, Agaricomycetes, Polyporales, Polyporaceae. The transcript has 13 exons.
AUGUCGCCGGACGCCAGCUCAGACGAGUCGUGGUCGUCGUUGUCGUCCUUUGCGACUACUUCCGAUGAAUGUUGUGAUGAAUCGCUCGCUGACUGGGAUAUGGUUAUCCCCCACUACAGCAAACGUGAAUACCUGCUAGCCCAGAUCCGCCAGAAGAAUGCGAUCAUCGAAUCCCUGCUCAAACAGAUCCACAACCCGUAUCUUGCAACACCGAUGUCGAUCGCGUCCUACCGGAUGGCGACGUCGCCGACGGACCAGAACAACCAGAACGUGCUCGCGUGGCUCGACCGCCUGCAGGCGAGUGUGCAGGCGGCGGGAACCUCCGCCGGCCUGAACGCGUUCAAGAUGGACUCGCGCGCAGAGGGCCACAGCGGCAGCGACUCGGACGACGACGGCGGGGACGGGGCCGCGGGCGAGGCGACGGAGCGGGGGAGCGUGGGCCAGGCCGAGGACGAUGAGCCGCUGAAAGACGCGGAGGACAGGCCGACGGCGCUGCCGAACGAGGCGGUCCCGAUUGGGCUGAUUGCGGGCCUCGCGCUCGACAACAAGAGCAAGAGGAAAAAGAAGACGCCGGCGAAGCCGAAGGACGGGGAGUCCUCCGAUGACGACGUCGGCGUUGCGUGCGAGACGUUCUUCGACCCGGGGCCUGCGUUCAACCUCGGACUUCGCGCGACUAUGAUCGAGAGCGUGAGUCCGCCGGAGAUCUUGGUCCAUGGACUCGUUACCCCAGACGACGUGGAGAAACUCUUCAAAAUCUACUUCGAGCGCGUCAACCCACACUGCGACGUCCUCGACCCCGUCCUGCACACGCCCGCAUCGACAUUCGCGCGCUGCCCCUUCCUGUUCACGGUCGUGUGCGCGAUCUCGUCGCGGUACUACACGGAGAAGUCCGAGAUCUACCCGAUCGCGAUGCACUUCGCCAAGCACGCCGCCGCGUCCGCGCUCCUCAACGGCUGGAAGUCCGUCGAGCUCUCCCAGGCGUACAUCCUCAUGAGCCUCUACGGGGUGCCCGCGCGCCGCUGGGAGGAGGACCGCAACUGGCUGUACACGGGCCUGGCGAUCCGGAUCGCGACGGAUCUCAACUUGCACGUCGUGUCCAACGUGAGGCCGAAGACGGAGAAGCAGGAGAGGGAGAUGGUCAACCAGACGAGGGUGUGGCUGUUGUGUUUCAACCUGGACAGGUCGACUGCCGCGCAGUUCGGGAAGCCAUCGACGAUCAAAGAGGACUACACAAUCCGUCACUCCAAUGACUGGUACAAGUCGUCGAGGAUGAACUCGGCCUUGGACAUCGGCACGUCCGCCUACGCCCAGAUGCUCCGCGUCGUUUCUCGGUUCCACGAGGCGAUAUACUCAGAUGCGGAGUCGCCUACCGGCUUGAAUCAGCGUCUCGAUUUCCGUUCCGUGAUUCUAGAGCACGACGAGCAGCUUACUGCCUACUUCAACGAGUGGAAUGAACGUUUCCGGCUCGAUACCGAUAUGACAGAUCCUGCACUCAAGUUCCGUGCGGCACUCCUCCCCUUCCUCACGGGCUACUCAAGACUCGUCAUGUAUUCCUUCGGCUUCCAGCAGGCGUUCAAGCGCGGAUUCCAAGCCGAGGACCAUUUGUUCCUCGAAAAGUGUUACGAGUCCGCGACAACUGUCAUAAUCACCUUCGUUGACUCGCUCAUCCCGACGGGCUACAUGCGCACCUCGCCAGACGGUCAUUUCGUCUUCGCUUCUUUCGCGUCUGCGUUCUUGCUCAAGCUCUUGCGACCCGAAUUCGCCGGUUUUGUCUCUCGCGAGCGCCAGCAAGAGAUCUUCGACCUCAUAUCGCGCCUCAUCGACAAGCUCGGCUCGCCAGAGGUGGCCAUCGAUGAGAGGCACACACCGGCGCUCCACUCGCGCUUCCUCCACAGCCUCCUCAGGAAGCACCGCCGCGACCUGGCGGCGACCAACCGCGGGCACGGCGCGAACGCAAGCCAAGGCACGGGUGCUCUGUCGCAAGCGCAGGCAUCCCAGUACACCACCCUCGGGGGCUCUGGUGCGGCGGGGGCGUCGUAUGAGAGUAUCGCGGGCAGCAGCCCGGCGUCGUUCAGCGACUCGUCAUUCACGGUGGGCGAGCCCGCGUCGCCACUGUUCGAGGUGGAACCGUCGUAUGCGGCCGUCAACGGAAGUAUGAACGGCCAGGACGGGAUGUUCCAGUUCGGGACUCAGCAAGAUGAGAGCUGGGGCGCGCUGAUGGCCCUGCAGAACCCGAACUAUUGGAAGGACAUGAUGAUGCCUGGGUUCUCUUGGCCGGAGAGCCCGCAGUCGACCCAGGACCAUCCGAUGACGAACGGGUUCGACAACUCGUUCGCCUACCAGAUGGCCGCGCCGAUCAUCAGCGGCUAG